This is a messenger RNA of Oikopleura dioica, 1425 nucleotides long. The record is from the annotation of a GenBank genome assembly. NCBI's taxonomy places the organism in Eukaryota, Metazoa, Chordata, Appendicularia, Copelata, Oikopleuridae.
AUGGAGAAGCUUUUCAAGUAUGUCGAUGAAAACCAAGACCUGUACAUAAAGAGACUUGCCGAUGCUGUGGCUGUCAAGUCCGUUUCUGCCGAGUAUGAGCGCCGCCCAGAAACCAUCAAAAUGGUCGAACUCGUCAACGAGGAUUUGAAAAAGCUUGGCGCCACGACCGAGCUCUUCCCCAACCCCGCUGGAGAACAAACCUUCCCCUGUGGCAACAAAGCUGCCUACCCUCCCAUCAUCCUCGGCCGCCUUGGAACCGAUCCUAACAAGAAAACGCUCCUUGUCUACGGGCAUCUUGACGUCCAGCCGGCGAAGCUCGAGGACGGCUGGGAUUCGGACCCGUGGACGCUGGAAGAACGCGACGGAAAGCUCUACGGUCGAGGGUCGACUGACGACAAGGGUCCCGUAAUUGCCUGGAUGAACGCCAUCGAAGCAUUCCAAAAGAACGGCGUGGAACUCCCAGUCAACUUGAAAUUCUGCUUCGAAGGGAUGGAAGAGUCCGGCAGCGAAGGACUGGACGAAACCGUCCUCGGACGAACUGACUUCUUCGGCAAGGAAGUCGACUACGUCUGCAUCUCGGACAAUUACUGGCUUGGAAAGACGAAGCCUUGUCUGACCUACGGUCUCCGGGGCAUUUGCUACUUUUUCCUGAAAGUCAAGUGCGCCGCCGCCGAUUUGCACUCGGGCGUCUUUGGCGGAGCCGUUCCAGAGGCAAUGACUCAUCUCAUCGAUCUCAUGUCCAAACUUGUCAAACGAGACGGAACUAUUCUUGUCCCUGGAAUCAACGACACGGUCGAUCCAGUCACGGAGGAAGAGCUCGCUUCUUACAAAGACAUUGACUUCGACAUGGAAGAGUAUCGAAAAGACAUUGGCUGCAACAAACUCAUCAAGGACAAGAAGGCCGAGUUGUUGAUGAACAGAUGGCGAUUCCCGACUCUUUCUCUUCAUGGAAUCGAGGGUGCCUACGCUGAUCCAGGGGCAAAAACCGUCAUUCCUCGAGAAGUAAUUGGCAAAUUCUCGCUCCGAAUCGUCCCCAGCCAGACCCCAGACGACAUCAAGGCCAAGGUCACUGACUACUUGAUGAAGUUGCAUGAAGAAAGUGGCUCCAGCUGCGAUAUCUCGCUCGACAUGGGUCACGGCGGGCUUCCAUGGGUUGCUGACAUCAAGGAUCCAAACUUUGUUGCUGGACGAGAGGCGAUCAGAGAAGUGUUCAAUGUUGAUCCCGAUUUCACCCGAGAAGGUGGCUCUAUUCCGAUCACCUUGACCUUCCAAGAAGCCACCAAGAAAAACGUCAUGCUGCUUCCAAUGGGAAUGGCCGAUGACGGCGCCCACUCCCAAAACGAAAAGUUCAACCGACUCAAUUACAUCAACGGCAUCAAGGUGCUCUGUUCCUACAUGAACAACUUGGCCAAACUUGAUGCAUAA